Messenger RNA from Manduca sexta (tobacco hornworm), 1134 nucleotides. RefSeq lists its product as uncharacterized. Bases 14 to 1066 code for a protein of 350 amino acids. The transcript has 3 exons. The record is from RefSeq and is a predicted model, not a curated record. Lineage: Eukaryota; Metazoa; Arthropoda; Insecta; Lepidoptera; Sphingidae.
UUAAAUAAAAAUAAUGACAACGUCAUGUCUCAUGAACAUGUCACCACAUUUUUACAUAGUGUAUUUUUUAAUUUGUGUUAAAUGGAGUAUUUGCUAUGAAUAUUACGAAAGGGAUAUAAACUUGAAACGCGACGUAAAUAAGAGUCCAGAAGUAAAUCAAAAGGAAAGGCCAAAUAAGAUAAAUAAAAACCCAAAUGCUGAGUUCGAUUUGGCCAGUUUCUUGAAUAUUGCAGACGAAGUGAGUCUUGGCGGUAGAAAUUAUGACUACAAUGUGAAGAGUGAAUAUAAUUCAAAAGGAUACAACGAGUACGGUUCUGUUAUCGAUGACGCUGCUGAAAACAUCAAGAAACGAGAUGAUAGUUCAGAUUUCUUUAAUGGAGCAUAUAGUCAAGGAGAAACAAAUAUGAAACCAUUGGAACCUAAAAACGUAGUGAACAGCAGGCAAUCAAACAUGAUAGGAUUAAAUGAGAAACCAGCUAAUUACAAAGAUAAUAAAGGAGUUACUACGAAACUGCAAGAUGAACUAUCCUUUGACAGAAGCCUAAAUCAUCAUCCAGAAAAGAAAUGUUCGUUCAAAAACAUGAAAUUCCCGUUUUUUUCCCAUAACAAAAGCCAAACAAGAAAGAAAGCAAAGAAAAGGAAGAUGUUCUGUCUUAACUGCAAGAAAAAAGAUGCCGUAACGACGUCUACAGAGGUUUACGAGGUGAGAAACAAGAAUAAAAGAUCGUAUGUGGAAAAAUUGUGUCCGGAAUGUCAACAGAAAUUUAAGGCUGAAAUUAAUGAAGACAUGGUUGAUGAAAAAAGAAGACUUAACCAGAGAAUGAUACAUAACAGUAGACAAUAUUUUGCUGCAAUUGAUAAUGAAGGUAUAAAUAAACCUAUAAACCGUUUACCAAAGACAGGAGACGAUAGAUCUGAUGACAUUCCUUUAUCGCAGUACGUGAGAAGAAAAAGAGAUAAAUUUGAAGAUAGGGAUAGAAGAUUGCAGGAAUUAGAUCUAAUACAAAAGAAAGUCGAUAAUGUUGAGAUACACAUGCCCCGUUUUGGAAAGCCAGUUCAGGUGUAAGUGAGCGUCAAGCUUAGGUAUAUUUAGAUGUAAUUUAUUUUAUAAAUAAAAAUAUAUAAUCAAUAUGA